Gopherus evgoodei (Goodes thornscrub tortoise) is the source of this 4023-nucleotide messenger RNA. RefSeq names its product ferredoxin reductase (gene FDXR). The coding region runs from base 66 to 1529 and encodes 487 amino acids. The transcript is spliced from 12 exons. Lineage: Eukaryota; Metazoa; Chordata; Testudines; Testudinidae. The record is from RefSeq and is a predicted model, not a curated record. Gene Ontology annotation, biological process: ubiquinone biosynthetic process. Gene Ontology annotation, cellular component: mitochondrion.
GUCUGCGGAAGAGAUAGAGCGUCUCGUCUCCAAGGGGUGGGGUGCUCCUAGCGCGCUGCCUUAGCAUGGGUUCGAGCUGCGGCCGUGUCUGCUGGAAGUGGGGGUCUCCCCUCCGCCGCCUCCCGGGUUUCAGCAGGCUGCUUUCUACAGCUGCUCUCGCUCCUCAGAUAUGUGUUGUGGGGAGUGGACCUGCUGGGUUUUACACCGCCCAGCACCUCUUGAAGCACCACAGGCUGGCCCGGGUGGAUAUUUAUGAAAAGCUACCAGUUCCCUUCGGCCUUGUUCGUUUUGGAGUGGCACCAGACCACCCUGAAGUCAAAAACGUAAUCAACACGUUUACUCAGACAGCGCAUUCCGAUCGCUGUGCCUAUUAUGGGAAUGUCACUAUCGGGAAGGACGUGAUGGUGAAGGAGCUGCAGCGGGCUUAUCAUGCGGUGGUUCUGAGCUAUGGUGCUGAGGAUAACCGAAUCCUUGGAAUCCCAGGGGAGAACCUUUCGGGGGUUUAUUCAGCAAGAGCAUUUGUGGGCUGGUACAAUGGACUGCCUGAGAACAGAGAUCUGAAGCCUGACCUAAGCAGCGAGACAGCCGUGGUCCUGGGGCAGGGGAAUGUAGCUCUGGAUGUUGCCCGAGUUCUGCUGUCUCCACUCGAUAUACUCAGGAAGACUGAUAUCACUGAAGGCUCCUUGGCAGCCAUAGCCUGCAGUAAGGUCAAGCGUGUGUGGCUUGUUGGGAGGAGGGGGCCCCUCCAGGUAGCUUUCACCAUAAAGGAGUUGCGGGAGAUGAUAAACCUGCCCGGUACCAGACCUCUCCUGGACCCUGCUGACUUUACAGGCCUUGGCGAUGUUAUUAAAGAUAUUCCCAGACCCAGGAAGCGUCUGACCGAGCUGAUGAUCAAAUCAGCCCGGGAGAAACCUGGUGAGAAAGAGGCUGCUCUUUGGGCAUCAGCAACCAAAGAGUGGGGCUUGAAAUUCCAGCGCAGCCCGCUGGAGGUACUACCCGCUACUGACGGGAAGCAAGCAAGAGGCAUCCGAAUGGCCGUCACCAGGCUGGAGGGUUCAGGUGAGUCUGCCAGAGCUGUCCCCACUGGAGAAGUGGAGGAGCUUGAAUGUGGGCUGAUCCUCAGCAGCAUUGGCUACCGGAGCCUCCCACUUGACUCUUCGAUACCGUUUGAUCCCAAACUGGGGAUCAUCCCCAACAGCCUGGGCAGGGUUCAGGGGGCACCAGGUCUGUACUGCAGUGGCUGGGUGAAGAGGGGACCCACAGGGGUGAUUAUCACCACCAUGAAUGAUAGCUUUGACACAGCCCAGUCCGUGCUAGAAGAUCUCCAGACGGGGGUGCUGAACCUUUCAAACUCCAAGGAAGGCUUCAAGUCUGUGAGGAGCAUCCUGCACAGUCGAGGGGUCCAUCCAGUUACCUUCUCAGACUGGGAGAAGAUAGAUGCUGCUGAAGUGGCAAGAGGCAAGCUGGCUGGCAAACCUCGGGAGAAGAUAGUGGAUCCUCAGGAGAUGCUGCAGUUGAUAAGUCACUGAAGAUGCCUAUGCACAGCCCUCUGGGUCUGAGAAAAUGACAGAUCCACAAUGUAUCCCCUGCAUCUCCUCAGCAAGUCCCAUUCGCUGCUGGCCAUGCCUGCCAUGGAGGAUUGGCACAGUCAGAACUGAUUGCUGUUCUUGGAUGCAUGGGAGAAGGUGGGUGGCUCCAGGGGCCGGUGGAGCUGUACGGCAGUGAGCUGGAACUGACUCUGGCUUCCUAAAGCAGACAUGAGUUUACACAAGGCCAUGUGCUAUUGACUGACUCCAGGUCUUUACAGCCUGCAGUCUUGUCUCCAGCCACCUUCCCUCCUUGGGUCAGCCCUAUAGAGGGUCACUGCAGUGAUCUGGGAGCUCGCUGUAGUUUGAGUCACUUGGGCGUUAACUGCUUAGUUGGACCAAGUGCCUCUUAGAGUGAGAGGCCCUGGCUCGCUGCUCUCCUCUGAUCAUUUACUGUACCUUUAAAGCCAGUGAGAGAAAAUGAGUGACCGUCACCUUUCCAUUCACACCAAAAGCCUGAAGCCAAAUGGCUUUAUUUCCUUGUAACCUGUGUCAGAGUCUGAGCAAGUUAUUUUCUCUCUUUAAAUCACCUAUAAAUAAGCCCUUUCUGGAAGAGGAAGGUGAAGUUGGAGCGACAGUUUGAGUGCAACCUCUUAAUCUCUGUCUGCAUUAAGCUUAGGGCUGGCUGGCCAGCCUAGGCCUGCAGCUAGCCUAAGAGCUGUGCAAAUGCAGGGCCGUUCUUCUCAUCCGCUGAGUGAGUGUUGCUUUCUGUCUGUCUGCAAACUUUACUAGGCAGUCUGUGUCCGUAAAUCCUGGAGAGUCCUCAUCUGCUCAACAGCACUUAAUGAUGAAAACCUAGACUGGGCUUGGGUUAUUUUAUUUUUUUAGCUGGGGGGUGGGAAAUUAGUAAAUAUAUAAUUAACUUGUUCCAGAAUAUCCAGAAUCAUCUGUGCAUUAGUAUUUCAGAGGUGCAGCCUGCCCUGAUUGUGACUAGCACCGAUCUCUUGGCCUUUCUGCCUUUUUAUGUAGUCUGUGUGUUUUGAAGAUUAUUAAACAGUCCCCUUUUCCUCUUUGACCAAAUCGAUCAUGUUUUAAAUGAUUCCAGGUUUUGCUGCUAGACCGAGAGCCCCAAUAUCCUCUGUUUAGCUGCAGAAGAAGUAUAGCAUCAUCCAGACUUCCUCACUGCUCUGCUAAUGUGCUUUCUCUUUGACCUGUAGGGGCUACCUGAAUGGCUGGACUGCAUUUAUGUCACAUGUAAACUGUUCAGAUCUGUUUCUUAUGACAGCAUCUGCAGAUCCCCCUUGUAAAUGUGACUGUUGUAGACCAGGUCUCUAGGUGUUAGGGGAAUUAAAUCUCUGUCCUCAUGCAACCCUUGGUGUCUCUGCUAAAAUGUAUCAGUUGUUUUGCUGUUUUGUUGCAAUGUGGACACCUGUCUGCUGGGAGGUUCCAGAUUGUAUUUCCAUGCUCAGCAUUUAGUCCAAUUUUAGACAAGACAGAUCUGGGCCUCAUCUCUUUUUUUAAAUCUCAUUUGCAAACUCAUUAAGAAACUCAGGAAAUGUGAUGACUGCUGGAAACAUCUAUGCAAAUUAGCAGUAAAGCUUGUUGAACAGCUGUUUGUGCGAAGUGACUCCUGUUAUGUCGUAAGGAUGAUGCAUUUCUAAUGUUAAACUCUGAGCUGGAGAUUACGUGAAUUCUGGAUUUGGAAAGGUGAUUAAGCUUUUUUUUUUUGGCGAGGCUGUUGACUGUAAAGUAAUGAAAUUGCUCUCUGUCCUGCUUUGGUGCUGGGCAUACAGGAACAUAACAAUAGAGGAAACAAUUGAAAUGCAUUGUGAGUGAGGUAUUUGCCUGCGACAUGAUGUGAUGGGCCAGACCUUGUUUGUCUGUAGUGGCCGGUGGUAAAUGCUUUUUGCUCAUGUCAACAGAGUUCACCGUGAAUGUUAAUCCCAAAGCAUUGUGCUGGCUGUUUACACGGUAUGGGGAGCGCAAACUUGGCUGUAAGAUGGGUUGCAGUUGUCAGUUCUAUACAAGCAGGGCUUCAUGCCAGUUUUUAGGAAGGGAAAAAUAACUGAGGGGGAUUGAAUGCUGUUACUUAGAUAGGAAUUUGGCCAGGCCAGGGGCUAAUGCCCUCCGGGAAGUGCCAUAGGACCAUUAAGGAUGCACAAGAGGUCAAGAUCCAGGUUUUAAUAUCUCAGGCAGAUGAAGGACUUUUAUUGACAAUUAUGUCAAUUCCUCUCAUGUUCAGUGUUCCUUUGAACUGCCUGUUCCAUAGCUGGCUGCAUGUCAUCUGUCCCUGACCGAGUUAAUUCAUCUCGGAAUGGAGAGCUGGUUCCUUUCCCCUUGUCUUCACUCUGCUCUUUCAUCUCUGUCUUCAGGGACCGGGGCAAUUAAAUCUCUGGUAAACUUCAUUUCCCAAUUACAGUCUGUCCAUUAGGUGGCGCUGUGAUGCCAUUAUUGUAACUCCUAAGAAGUACAGCAAGGGCAGUAGAGCCUUCCUAGG